Messenger RNA from Ziziphus jujuba (common jujube), 822 nucleotides. RefSeq lists its product as uncharacterized. NCBI's taxonomy places the organism in Eukaryota, Viridiplantae, Streptophyta, Magnoliopsida, Rosales, Rhamnaceae. Bases 265 to 606 code for a protein of 113 amino acids. The record is from RefSeq and is a predicted model, not a curated record. The transcript is spliced from 7 exons. Gene Ontology annotation, molecular function: protein phosphatase inhibitor activity. Gene Ontology annotation, cellular component: cytoplasm.
AACCGUAUUACGUAACGAUUUUGAUUAACAAAAACCAGAAGAAUCUAACCGAAACCGUUGACUCAUUUAAUUAACAUUUCAUAAUUUUUCAGCUCCGCUUAUAAACAUCCAACCACCACCACGUAAGCAUCUCCUUCUUCUUCCUCACUCUAUCUAAACCCUAAUCCAUCUCUUCUCUCUCUCUUCCUUUCUUGAUCAAUCGCUUUCUCUCUGUCUUUGUUCGAUGGUUUUAAGCUGCUCUUUCUAGGGUGUUGCAAGGAUAUUAUGUCAGGCAUGGAGGAUACCAAAGAGCAGGAACAACUUGAGUCUGAGAAAUCCAUGCCAUCAUCCCAAGAGGAGGAGGCUGCUGUAAAGAAAAAGUAUGGUGGAAUUAAGCCCAAAAAACCACCACUCAUUUCUAAGGACCAUGAACGUGCUUACUUUGAUUCUGCCGAUUGGGCACUUGGAAAGCAAGGUGGUGAGAAGCCGAAAGGACCCCUUGAAGCUCUUAGGCCAAAAUUGCAGCCCACACAACAGCAAACUCGAUACCGGAAGUCUCACUAUGCCCCUUCAGAUGGUGAAGAUGGUGGAAGUGCUCCAUCAGAGGAUUCACCUGCUAAUGAAUGAGAGAUGGCUGGUAGUAAUUUGGUCUCAUGAAGACCAUGACUGUUAUUCUGGUACCUAUAUGGGAAAAUGAGUAAUUUAAUGUUACUGCCAAAUAAAUUGAUGUUAUUUUUGUGUUAUUAGCAAAGAAGAAAUACAAUACACCAAAUAUUUUUUCACUUUUGAGACUGGUGUGAAUUGUUACUUUUAAGACCGUCAAAUCAGAAUCUGAUUACACCA